Delphinapterus leucas (beluga whale) is the source of this 1858-nucleotide messenger RNA. RefSeq names its product granzyme A. Gene Ontology annotation, biological process: positive regulation of apoptotic process; negative regulation of oxidoreductase activity; proteolysis. NCBI's taxonomy places the organism in Eukaryota, Metazoa, Chordata, Mammalia, Artiodactyla, Monodontidae. The record is from RefSeq and is a predicted model, not a curated record. Gene Ontology annotation, molecular function: serine-type endopeptidase activity.
GAAACUAAAUAGUCUCCAUAUGUGAGUAAGAGAAGCCAUGAAAAUUCCUUUCCUUUUCUCUUUUCCCACUGGCAUGUGUCUCCUUCUAAUUCCUGGAGUUUUUCCAGUAUCCUGUGAGGGAAUUAUAAGAGGAAAAGAAGUACCACCUCACACAAGACGCUACAUGGCUCUAAUCGAAGGGCUGAAAGUCUGUGCAGGGGCUUUGAUCAAAGAAAACUGGGUGUUGACAGCUGCUCACUGUGACCUGAAAGGCAAUCCUCGAGUUAUUCUUGGGGCCCACUCUACCUCCCAUAAAGAGAAAUAUGACCAAGUAUUUUCCAUUAAAAAGGCAAUUCCCCAUCCAUGCUUCAAUCCACAGACAUUUGAAGAGGAUCUUCAACUCCUUCAGCUGGAUGGUAAAGCAACUAUGACCAAAGCUGUAGGAAUACUUCGGCUACCGAAAACAGGAGACGAUGUCAAACCCCACACCAAGUGUCAUGUGGCAGGAUGGGGAAGCACCAAAAAAGACGCGUGCAAAAUUUCAAGUGCCUUGAGAGAAGCCAACAUUACUGUGAUAGAUAGGAAAAUAUGCAAUGAUGCCCAGCACUAUAAUUUUAAUCCAGUUAUUGAUCUCAGUAUGAUCUGUGCUGGUGGUAGAAAAGGUGAAGAUGAUUCAUGUGAAGGGGAUUCUGGAAGUCCUCUGAUAUGUGAUAACGUUUUCAGAGGUGUCACUUCCUUUGGGAAGUGUGGUAACCCCCAGAAACCUGGCAUCUACAUUCUCCUUACCAAAAAAUACCUCAACUGGAUAAAGAAAACCAUUGCAGGAGCAAUAUAACAUUUCUUCUUCAAAGUAGAAAAUUGAGGUAACCAAGUAAAGGGUGUUUUAACUUGACCUAUCUGAAGAAACACCUCACAACCCUCUUAACCUCGUGUACAAAUGACAGUCUGUCUGAAAUAAAAUUAGCAAUGAAAGAAAUAACCUCCUGCCUUCACUCUUCCACGACUAGUGAAGACUGAUUCAUCACAUGUUCUCUAUCCAUGGCAAGAGAUGUCCCUAGAGAAAAAGUUCCCCAGUUCAGUGAUUCUCUGUUUUAUUCAGAAUUUGAGGAUUGUCACUUUUGUGUUCAUCCAUAAAAGGAAGUCAGUCUCAGGGAAAUUUAGAAUAUUCUUCUUUCUUCCAAGUGAAACUACAAAAUAUUUGUGGCCUUAGGAAUUUAGAGCCUGAUAUUCUAUUCCAUGUUGGAAUAAAGACAGAGAUAAAGAGGGAUUUUUCACUUCCUACUCUAUGCUUCUGUAUAGUUUAACUUUUUACAAAAAUUCUAAUUAUAAAUACAGUGGGAAAGAUGCAAUGUGUGUUUUAGAUAGUUGGAAAAUUUGGAAUUUGAGGUUAGAGAUAGUUCAGGACAAUUGCAUCAUUUAUUAAUUACAAGUAGACUAAAAUUUCAUAGACCAAUAGGCCACAGUCCAGCCAGUAUCUUGAUAUGUAUUUUGCCUUAGCUAAUCAAUUUAUACAUGCAAGCACUAAGCUUCAUUCUAUGUUAUUCUUUUUGGGGGGGAGUAUAAUUGCUUUACAAUGUUGUGUUAGUUUCUGCUGUACAACAAAGUGAAUCAGCUGUAUGUAUACAUAUAUUCCCUCCUUCUUGAGCCUCCCUCCCACCACCCGCAUCCCACCCAUCUCAGUCAUCACAGAGUGCCAAGCUGAGCUCCCUGUGCUAUGAGGCUGCUUCCCACUAGCUAUCUAUUUACACAUGGCAGGGUAUAUAUGUCCAUGCCACUCUCUCACUUUGUCCCAGCUUACCCUUCCCCACUAUGUCCACAUGUCUGUUCUCUACGUCUGCAUCUAGUUCUAUGUUAUUAAUAGAUUGUGAUAUGUAAUAAA